Messenger RNA from Musa acuminata AAA Group (dessert banana), 1939 nucleotides. Its product is annotated as protein NEOXANTHIN-DEFICIENT 1. The coding region runs from base 582 to 1511 and encodes 309 amino acids. NCBI's taxonomy places the organism in Eukaryota, Viridiplantae, Streptophyta, Magnoliopsida, Zingiberales, Musaceae. The record is from RefSeq and is a predicted model, not a curated record. The transcript is spliced from 12 exons.
AGUAAGCAACUUGCAGAACCGUGUGUGAUCUGCGGGGGAGAUCACGGGGAGUUGAAGCAUGAUGGUUAAUACGAGAACAAGCAGAACAAUCCUGAUCAAAGAAUAAUAUCAUGAUCGAUUACAUAGUAUAUAUCAGUCAGUGAAAAUGGGCCAAGACGUGUCCAAGAACGGCCCAAAUGGUUGUAAAAACUAUGGGUUGGGUUCGGCUGUGGUAUGGCCUCCUCCAUUACGAUGCCCUUGUGGACACGUGGAGGGCCACCGUGAAGCCUUGUUUUCUUUAGUGGGACAGAACCCGAAUUAGAGAAUAAGAUUAUGGAUGUCGGCUGCCCAGUAACAAGUCGGCACCUUGACGAACCCAAAGCCACCAAUUACCACUGCUCUGGUCAACCAUAUAAGGAGUCGUCAAUCGUUCCUAUCUUGGAAGCCUCCUUUUUGUCUCUUUCUCGCAUCCUUUUCUCCUCGAGCACGCAUACCCCACUGAAACAAAGUUGGGCACACUCUCAUGGUUGCGGUCGCCUUUAGUUCAACUUGCAAGGCGCCUGAUUUGAAGUUUGAGCUACCUGGAGUUGGAUUGGGCAUCGAUGGGAGAGUCAGGAACGGCUUCCAACUCCUCUUCUCCUUCAGGUUAUGCCCUCGGGCCGCCCUGGUUGUUCAGAGGAAGAGCAUUGUACCAGUUACAUCUUGUUAAAGCAGACAUUGCUCGGGCUCUCAUUCCAAAGGAGCUGAAGCUAGUUGAAGCAUUUGGGUAUCAUCUAAUCUGUGUGACCUAUGUUACACGGUAUACCUUAGGUGGGCUGUUUCUUGCUCACUAUGAAGACAGCCCGGCUGGGGAGUUUAAUGAGCUCGUCGUGAUUCCUGGCAUCGUCUGGAACCCACCUACAUCGUGCGCGUGGGCUUCUAGAGUUCUUGUGAAUAGUCACGAGGCUUGCAGGCAUGGCAGGAAGGAAAUAGGUCUCCCAAGUCAAGUUGCUAUUUUCUCCAAGAGAGACACAGCAGCUUCAGAACAGCCAUUAUAUAAGUGCCGAACAAGUUCUAUUCACUCUAAGCCAAAAGAACAGAGUGAGAUUCAAGUGCUAGAGAUGGAAGAUUCUUCUCAGAUAUUCAUUUGUAACAUCAGUUUACCUUUUGCUGCAGGUGACAAUCGGAUGGGUCCUCAGAUUAGGAUAUCACUUCCAAGCUUUAGUGGCCAGACUAUAUACAAUCCUCGUCUUCUCAAGUAUUCCUGCCAAAUUGACUGCAGGGUAAGAGCAGUGGAGGCUGCGAAGAUAUCAAGGCCAAGGACUACUCAGCUCAACGAAUUUCCUAAUGCCACUGAAGUGAAAAAAAUCAACUUUGAUGACAGAUUAACAACUGAAAAUGAAGAGAGAGAACGAAGCAUUGCAGUUUUACUAUCAAAGCCUAUACUGGCUCUAGAGUUCAGUCUUCUGAAAAUGCAAGUUGAGGCUCCAACAGAUGUCACUACACAAUCUAGAUCUAAGAAGAAUCAAGUGGUAGAUUUAAGAACUUGCUAAGUUAAAUAAUACAGCAAUCUUGAACAGUUGUGUUACCACCCUUUUCAAUAUCCAUUGCAUGGUUUGGGACAUAAUAAUGUGCAUUUUGGAAGAGUUGAUCGUGUGACUACUCUCAAUCCCACAAGUGUAUUGGAAGCCAACCAGGGAAACAGUUGGCUGUAUUGGUUCGAGGAAGUUUGCAACUGGAAAGCUACCAAGUAACUUAAGUUGCAUAGCUAUUUUGUUUCUUACAAGAAUGUCAGCAUAUUCACUAAAAGUGUGCCAAAAGAAUGUUAUACAAUAAUGAUUGGUUUCAACCAUAUUUUAAAGAUGAAAAUGGUGAUCAGCCCUUAGAUACCAUUGUCAUUCAGUAUAAUGGCAGUAUAUGCUUAACUAUAUCUUUGUUUUUUUUCUAUUUUUCCGACAAAGACAACCUUCGCUGUGAUCAA